Sordaria macrospora k-hell is the source of this 1896-nucleotide messenger RNA. RefSeq lists its product as uncharacterized. The record is from RefSeq and is a predicted model, not a curated record. Lineage: Eukaryota; Fungi; Ascomycota; Sordariomycetes; Sordariales; Sordariaceae. Gene Ontology annotation, cellular component: nucleus. Gene Ontology annotation, biological process: regulation of transcription by RNA polymerase II. Gene Ontology annotation, molecular function: DNA-binding transcription factor activity, RNA polymerase II-specific; RNA polymerase II cis-regulatory region sequence-specific DNA binding.
AUGGACUCCUCAAACUCAUACAUGUUGUCACCACAGGCCACCAGAAGCCAGACCAGCAGUCCGGUUGUGGGAGGCAUGACUGAAGGAAAGACUCAGAACGGGACAUCACUAUGGAACGCUUCGGUCCGGGCGCAAACCGGGAGUGACGAGUUCGAGCACUAUGCCUUCCACAGCACCGCAGGCUCCUCCUCAGCAGCACCUCAUACAAGUGGUCACGGGGGACUUACACAACAGUCCAUGUCCAGCCAGUCAUCACCCCGCAGCUGGAGUUCACCAGACCAUCACUUUCGUCCGGUUUCUGCCUCAGGUUCUGGCUCGGGCUCUUCUUCGUGGGGUUCCUACCCGGCGGAGCAGCAGUCGUCAUACCCCGGGGCCGUUGCUGGCAGGCAGAACACCCCACAGAUUUCAUCCAAGACCCUGUCGAGAGAGAACUUGUUCCAGAGCAACAAUCACCACGCCUCGACAGCAACUUCCUAUCCUUCCACCGGUUCCUUCUACCACCAGUACCCCACCCAUAACAGCAUCUCCUCGCUUUCCCAAGAACCCAGCUACCCUCCUUCCCCUUGCAGUUCCAUUCCCAACAACUUCAAGCUCGACUGCGACUCAGACAUGUUCAGCACCGCCCCCGCCUCCGAGGCCGGCGAUGACUUUCUAGUCAGCAGCCAAUAUCCUUCUUGCAACCUUCUCGGUGACAGCAGCAUGAGUGGCAUGAGCAGCGGCGUGUCCAGCCCAGUCUCUCCCUUGAAUGCGCUUGAUAGCACCCCGACUACUACCCUCCCCGGCAACAGCAAGGCCGAGCUGCCCUAUGCGCAGCUUAUCUACAAGGCAUUCAUGAGCACCCCCAACAAGGCCAUGACGCUGCAGGACAUCUACCAGUGGUUCCGCGAGAACACCGAGAAGGGCAAUAGUGACACGAAAGGGUGGCAGAACAGCAUCCGUCACAAUUUGUCCAUGAACCAUGCGUUCACCAAACGGGAGCGCAAGCCCGAAGGCAGCACCACCGCCGACGAAGACAACGCUGCUUCCACAGACGCCAACAACAGUGACAGCAAGAAGACCACUGAAUGGUACCUCGAGCCUUGGGCCAUCAAAGGCGGCGUCCAGUCCACCACCCGCUACCGCAAGGGCAACCACGCUUCGCGACGGGCUGCGGCGGCCUCAGCUUGCAAUGCCUCCCGCCGCCACAUGAAGGAUGGCAAGUACGAUCUCUACAGCACCGGCAUGUCCACUCGCUCUUCCUCUUCGCUUGCCAACCGCAACAAGAUCUCCAAGUCUGUUGGCAACCGCGGCACGCUUCGCAGCAAUGGAACCGCUCCGUUGCAGAUGCACUACUAUGGCCACCACAUGCCUCAACAACACCACUACGGAGUCAGCAUGGUCACUUCCGCCCCGGAGCAGCACUACAACCCAUACAUGUCUCCAGUCUCAGCAAGGCCGACGGCGGUGACACACGGUCUGCCCGAUAUGAUGUCUGCCACAUGUACCUCUGCUCUCGCGGACUACUACGAAUCCUACACGGAUCCUGCCAUCCUCGCUUCUUCGCUCGAGCAGCAACAGCAACAGCAACAGCAACAGCAGCAAGCUCAGGCCCAAAGGGAGGCGUCUGAGCCCAUGUCCAUUGUGGGGAUCAACGAGCCCAUCACUCCCGAAGCAAGCUUUGGCAGCCCUCCGCUCACCACCAGCAGUAGUAGCGCGAGUUACUAUCCCAGCCCGGAGGAUCAUACCAUGAACUUUGCCAGUGCUGCUGCUCAUCACGGGCACGCCGGCUAUCAUCAGCCUCAAGUCUACCAGGACGAUACGUCCCGGUAUCCCCAUCAUCAUCACAACGGUUGGGAACAUCAUGCCCAGAGCGUGGCGGUUCCGGCUACGGGGAUGAUGUAUGGGCAUUACGCAUAG